Bactrocera latifrons is the source of this 1622-nucleotide messenger RNA. RefSeq names its product amino acid transporter ANTL2 (gene mah). The coding region runs from base 1 to 1605 and encodes 534 amino acids. Gene Ontology annotation, biological process: amino acid transmembrane transport. NCBI's taxonomy places the organism in Eukaryota, Metazoa, Arthropoda, Insecta, Diptera, Tephritidae. Gene Ontology annotation, cellular component: vacuolar membrane. The record is from RefSeq and is a predicted model, not a curated record. Gene Ontology annotation, molecular function: amino acid transmembrane transporter activity. The transcript is spliced from 6 exons.
AUGUUUUUCAAGCGUCGUCAGAAGCCUGCAUUGCGUCCUUCGCGCGCAUAUUACCACUCUAAUGAGCCGCCUUCCAUUCAGUCUCACAAUGAUCAGCGGCCUUUUUUAUCGCGUGCGCGCUUCAGUGCGCUGCCACAUUUGCACAAAAUCGAGGAAAGGGAGAAUUUGACACUCUUCAUUGCAGUCCUUUACGUCGUUGAUUUAUUUGGUGUACUGCCAUUAAUAACGCUCCCGGCUCUGCUGGUGCAAUUAGGUGUACUGGGCAUACCUUUGGUCUUGUCCGUUAUAGCGCUACAAAUUUACACUUCCUUCUUACUCAGUCAGUGCUGGAUUAUGGCUGAGUCCUUCGAUCCGUCGAUAUCACAAAAGAGCAGAUAUCCCUAUGCAGCAAUAGCCCAUUUGGCAUAUGGCCCCUGCCUGAGCCUGUUCGUGCGUAUCUUGCUCGAUAUAAGUAUUUUUGCCACCGCCAUACCAAGUCUACUGAUAGCAGCACAAAAUCUCGAGCUUGUCGGGGAGCGCAUAACGGAUAAUAAAUUUUCCUUCUCCUUUUGUUACUGGGUUAUUAUAAUAGGAAUAUUUUGCUGUCCGCUAAUGUGGCUACGCAGUCCUAAAUAUAUGCGGGGACUGACGAUUUUCUCGCUUGUAGUACUCGUUAUUAUUGUGAUUCUCUUGUGGUUUUGCCUUUUCACAUCCGCACCGUUGGGCAAACCCUUCGAAGGUGUCAGCUUAGAAUUGCCAUCGUUAUUAGCCCUGCUGAAUGGUUAUAGCAUUUUGGCUUUCCAGUUUGACAUUCAUCCGAUGUUACUCACCUUGCAAAUCGAUAUGCAGCAGAGAUCUCAAGUUUACUGGGCCGCAUUCAGUGGCAUCACAAUAACAUGCGCCAUAGCCAUAUUCGGUUCCAUUAUUGCUGUAUAUAAAUUCGGUACAAUGAUCGCGGAUAAUCUGUUGGAGACAUUGCCGAAGAGUGUGGCGUUAUACAUUCUGCUCAUACUUAUGGCUUUGCAGUUGUGUUUCUCAGUUAUUGUCGGUAGUUCCGCCAUGUUUUUACAAAUUGAAAAUUAUCUGCGAAUCAAUGAAGCUUUCUCAUGGAAACGCAUUAUUCUCCGUUCCACCGUUGUCGCUCUUGAAGUGCUCAUAGCCGAAUUUGUACCCAGUUUUGAUGUACUCAUGGAUAUCGUAGGCGGCACGAUUAUUGCCCCAUUGGUCUUUAUACUACCACCGUUACUAUAUCGACGCAUAAGCCAAAUGGAAAGAACACAUCAGCGCGUUGCAACCGAGUCUUCUUACGGCAGUAUACCACUCGAUUUGAACUUCGAGCCCGUGCAUACGGAUAUAGAACAGUUAUUGAUGCUGGAACAGCAACAGCGCCGUGGGGUGGCGCUUUCUUGGCGUUUAAGAUUGCAUAAAUGCUGGUUACAUAUUUUAAAGUAUUGGCAUCGUCUGAAAUGCGAUCUGACGAUGUCGCUGUCGGUGAUGCUUUUCGGUGUGGCGGCCACUAUAAUUUCCACAUAUUUGAAUAUAUUUAGUAUUCAUGAUCUAUUCCGAUACGAGGCAACAUGUUUCUUUAAUAUGACAAAAGAUGUAGCGAAACUUCAGAAAAAUUAAAGAUUCGUAUAACUCCA